ACACCCACCACAAGGCCCACUAAACGUGUCAUGUGCCUCUCUCCUUUUCCCCCAAAAUCUGCUUCAGUUCACGUUCACGCUUCGCUACCUGCGCCUAUUCAUUGUCUCUUCUCUUCCCCUGCUCAACGUUUUUCUUCUCCCUUCCCCCACCCACCUCCACUCUUUUCAUUUCUAUUCUCUUCCCAAACAGAACGACCAUCGGAACAAACGGCAUUUUGUCAAACAGUUACGAGACUCAGCAUUAUUCAUAGGUGAUAGUACUGACAGUGAUUAAGAUUGCAAUUGCACAAUCAGAAUAUUUUUUAUAUACAAUGUUUUCAAGGUGACUGACAACAAUUAAGAUUGCAAUUGCACCAAGGGGACAAAACAAAACAAUGAGCAGCGUUUUGCAAGGGAAACGCAAGCGCCAGGACUUGGCUUCAAGGCUCUCGGCCUCAAUGAAUAAUGAGGAGGGUCGUGUCUACAACAUCAUUCGCGGGAGGAAGGAGAUGGGGAUAUGGCAAGGGGACAUCAAACGAGAAGCCAACAUCCCCGAUAGUUUGUUGAAGAAAUCCAUCAAGAUGCUUAUCACCAAGAAACUCGUCAAGGAGGUUGUGAACGUGCAGAACAGGUCCAAGAAGUUGUUGAUGGCAUCGGAUUUCGAACCCUCCAAUGAGAUCAGUGGUGGAGAGUGGUACACCGAAGGCAAACUCGACACAGAAUUUAUUGACAAGCUGUCUGAGGCUUGCUUUAGUAGUAUUCGUCGCCUGAAGGUCGCGACUUGUGAGGGCAUCCUUGAGUGGAUUAGGAAGGCGGGUGGUGGAGUCAGUAAAGGGCAGAUGGAGCAGAUUUUGAAGAAGUUGGUUAUGGAGAAUAAGGUGCAGGAAGUGACUAGUGAUGGCUCUGGGGAUUUUGAGUCUGUUCCUGUUGGUGAAGUUUGUUAUAGAUUGGUGAAGAAGGCUGCUGGUGUUGGUGCCAUGGCUUCUAUUCCUUGUGGGGUUUGUCCUAGGAUUAAUUCUUGUACACCCGAUGGUGUUAUCUCCCCUACAACUUGUCAAUAUUAUCAGAAAUGGUUGGACUUCUAAAUGUGUCCCAUUCAAAUCCAAGUCCUUUUUUAGUUUGGGAUUUUACAUACCUUUUAGUUUUGAAUUCCAUCUUUUUUAUUUUUUUAUUUUUCAUAUGGCACUUUCUAGAGUCUUUAUUGAUUUUCUGUUCAAUGUGAUACUUAAAAGAAUUAAUUGAUUUUCCUUUUGCAUUUAA
Glycine soja is the source of this 1239-nucleotide messenger RNA. Its product is annotated as DNA-directed RNA polymerase III subunit RPC6-like. NCBI's taxonomy places the organism in Eukaryota, Viridiplantae, Streptophyta, Magnoliopsida, Fabales, Fabaceae. The transcript has 2 exons. Gene Ontology annotation, cellular component: RNA polymerase III complex. Gene Ontology annotation, biological process: transcription by RNA polymerase III. Bases 375 to 1064 code for a protein of 229 amino acids. The record is from RefSeq and is a predicted model, not a curated record.